UGCUCGCAGGAGCCGGCCGCCCGGCGCCGCUGGCCGCUAAGGCAGCCCUGCCCGCCGUGCCAGCGUGGACGCCGCCCUGCCAGCCGCCUCCCCGCACGCCCGCUUGCCUGCCCGGCUCCAUCGGCGGCCAGCAGGAACCGACUGGGGGUGUCUGCAAAGGACGGUGAGCUUCUCUUCCUCCAGCCGCUCUUCCUCUUGCGAGAUGGCACGAAGCUGGCAGCAUGGCUGAGCGACGGAAGGCACUGCCUCGCUAGGAAUCAACAGGAGGAAGACUGCCCCGACUCCAGAGAGCACAAAUGAGGACACAAUGAGACCCCAUCUUUUCUGGCUUUUGAACACCAGGUGUGAGCGUGCCCAAGUGUGUUGCCGUCGGUGCGGUGCCACCAUGAAGUAGGCAUCUGGCUGCUGGCGAUCUUGCAGGAGAAAAGGACCCCCUACUCCCAGCGCUGGAGGAUGCGGGGUGUGUGACGGGCCGGGCUCCGCCGCCAUUGGCGAGGUGGGCGUGUUGCGCUGCUGUGAUGGGUGACGCCUCGACCUUGGAUUAUGAACUGCUGUCCCCAGGACGGUCAGAGCCCGGCCCCGGCGCCCUCGGAAUGGAUGCGGAGCAGAAGACGGUUUUCGCCUUCGUCAUCUUCCUGCUGGUCUUCUUGGUAAUGCUGAUGGUGCGCUGCUUCCGAAUUUUGCUGGAUCCUUACAGUCGGAUGCCCGCCUCGUCCUGGACUGACCACAAAGAGGGACUGGAAAGGGGCCAGUUUGAUUAUGCUCUCGUAUAGUUUGAGGUCCGGCUAUGGUGCACCUUGGCCCAUUUGCGGGUGGUUUGUGUGUUGGUUGGGGGGGGCAGGGUGC
Messenger RNA from Eublepharis macularius, 846 nucleotides. RefSeq names its product cortexin 1 (gene CTXN1). NCBI's taxonomy places the organism in Eukaryota, Metazoa, Chordata, Lepidosauria, Squamata, Eublepharidae. The coding region runs from base 519 to 773 and encodes 84 amino acids. The transcript has 4 exons. The record is from RefSeq and is a predicted model, not a curated record.